AUGAUUUAAGACACUUCCAAAGACACUAUCCAAUGCACUUACAAAAGAGGUUUAGCAGAAUAGUAAGCACCAACUCCUCAUUCAAAUUGCAAAUUUGUACCAUUUAAGAAGAUAUAUGACGAUGCCCUAGAUGCAAUUGGGCAUACGCCAAUGAUUCGUUUAAACAAAAUUCCAAAAGAAUUUGGUUUGAAAUGCGAGGUGUUGGUGAAAUGUGAAUUUGUCAAUGUGGCUGGAUCUAUCAAAGAUAGAAUAGGAGUGAGGAUGAUAGUAGAUGCAGAAAAGCAAGGAAGGCUUGGACCAGGAAAGUCUAUAGUCGAAGCCACUUCAGGAAACACAGGAGUAGGCUUGGCUUUGGCUUGUGCUGUUAAAGGAUAUCCUCUUUAUAUCACAAUGCCUGAAAAGAUGUCUUAGGAGAAGUAGGAUGUUUUAACAGGACUUGGAGCCAAAGUUAUAAGGACACCAACAGAAGCAGCUUGGUAUGAACCCGAAUCUCUAAUCUAAGUCGCUAAAAGGAUGGCAGCAGAGAAUCCUGAUAUUAUACUUUUAGAUCAAUAUUCAAAUCCAUCAAAUCCCUUAGCCCAUUAUGAAGGGACAGCAGAAGAAAUUCUCUGGGCAUGUGACAAUAAAUUAGAUGCAAUUGUAAUGUCUACAGGCACAGGAGGAACAGUCACUGGAGUAGGUAGAAAGGUUCAUGAAAGAGUACCUGGAUGCCGAGUUGUUGCUGUUGAUCCUUAUGGGUCAGAUCUGGCACUGCCUCCAGAGAUCAAUAAGACAGAUAUCAAAUCUUAUAAGGUUGAAGGCAUUGGUUAUGAUUUCAUACCCAAAGCACUUGAUAGAGUAUUACUUUAAUUUUAUAUUUCAUAGACUGAAGUUGAUUGUUGGGUGAAGUCAAAUGACAAAGAUAGUUUAAACAUGGCUCGUAAGUUGAUGGCUUAGGAAGGUCUUCUUUGCGGUGGUUCUUCAGGUGCUAAUGUUUGGGGAGCUCUUGAAUGGGCAAAAUCACAAAAUUUUACUGAAUAAUAAAGGGUAAAUUUACGAAUUAUCAUUUUAGAUUGUAGUAAUAUUACCAGACAAUAUUAGAAAUUACAUGACUAAGCACUUAAAUAAGACUUGGAUGAUUGAAAAUAGAUUGAUAUCUUAUGAUGAAUUGAAAGAACCAGAUCACCCUUUAGCUGGAAAACCAAUAUCUGAACUUAAUCUUUCAGAGAUCAUUUUAUUGAAUGUCGAGACAACCUCCAUAGGGGAAUGUUUGGAUUACUUAAGAACAUAUCCUGCUGUACCUUUACAAAAAGAUGGCAAAUUAUUCUCAGUUGUAUUUUAGAAAAAAUUGUUGGCUGGUAUGGUCGAUAAAAAAUUAAACAAUGUAAUUUCUUAUUUGUAUUAUUUUUAGAGAGAUUUGGCUAAAAAGGUACAAUCAAAAGACUUUGUUGUUGUUCCUAAUACAUUAGAUUAAAAUUAAUUAGAAAGGAUUGUUGAAAGACAUGAGGUAGUGUUUAUUGAAGAUGGUGAUAAACUGAGAUAUGCAACACCUGGAGACUUCCUAUAGAUAUUUUGA
Paramecium octaurelia is the source of this 1555-nucleotide messenger RNA. The record is from the annotation of a GenBank genome assembly. Lineage: Eukaryota; Ciliophora; Oligohymenophorea; Peniculida; Parameciidae.